AUGCCGGCUCGGACGGCGAUCGCCCUCUCGGCCGUCACCCUCGUCCCGGGUGCCCUUGCCCACGGCAACCAUGAUGCGAGCAACAUCGCCGAGGGCCAGACGGUGUCUGAGGAUCCGAUUGACCUGAUAUUGUGGCUUCACAUCUUUAUCCAGAUGUUUGCCUAUGGCGUCAUCUUGCCCAUCGGCAUGAUCUUUGGUAUGGCCAAGUCAUCGUGGCACGUUCCCACGCAAAUCGUCGGCUCCUCCCUGGCGGUGGUGGGCUUCUUCCUCGGUCAUGCCCACCGUGGCCGCCAGUUCGUCGGCGGCAACAUCCACGGCAGCUUCGCGCACAUCCUGCAGAUCAUGCUGGUCGUCCAGGUAGUGCUGGGGCUGUACCUCAAGGGACACUGGGAGCGCGGGAUAAACGGGUGGAUCCGCCGCGCCAUCCGCCCCUGCCACUCGGUCAUCGGCAAGGCCAUGCCCGUCUUCUCGUGGGCGCAGAUGGUCUUUGGCGGCAUCACGGCCCUGGGCUUCUGCCAGGGUGAGCACGUCGGCCAGUGCGCCGCCCACUUCAUCAUGGGCAGCGCCUUUGUCGCCUACGGCAUCCUCCUGACCAUCAUCCUCCUCGUCGGCCAGGUGUGGAUGCGCCGCACCGGCCGCUCCCAGGAGUUCUUUGACAGCUCCGUCAUCGCCGCCUGGGGCUGCGUCAACACCUUCACCGAGCACCGCUGGGGCACCGCCUGGGUCCGCAACGACUGGCAGCACACCACCAUGGGCAUCAUCUGGUGGUGCGCCGGCCUGGCCGGCGUCUGGAUGAGCCGGGACCGCGACGGCAACCCCAAGCGCAACUUCAUCCCCGGCUUCGUCCUCGUCCUCACCGGCUGGGCCAUGUCCUCCCACCCGCAGGAGCUCAUGGUCAGCGCGGCCACCCACUCGAUGUUUGGCUACUGCCUCAUGGCCGCCGGCGCUACCCGCAUCGUCGAGAUCUCCUUUGUGCUCAAGGAUCGGCAGAGCCUCGACGACGACGGCCGUACCUAUAACAGCUUCCAGUUCAUCCCCGUCUACGUGAGUCCCCUCUCCCCCGCCAGCUCUCCCCGACCGACCCCUCUGCCUGCUGACGCUGCCUGCCGAUCCCAGUUCCUCUACGCCUCCGGAUUCCUCUUCAUGAGCGCCACAGAAGAGCAGAUGACCAUGGUGGCCAACUCGGACAUGGACCACGUCGCCUACCUCCUCAUCAUCUUCUCCCUCGCCUUCCUCGUCUUCCUCUUCGCCAGCAUGCUCAUCCAGAUGUACGACCGCCUCGCCGACCCCGACGGCGCCGACAAGGACGCCAGCCACGGCGUCUACACCGGCCUGAACGGCAACGUCCCCCUCGAGGAGGGUCGGGCCCGUGACGCCGAAGAGUUCGAGCUCGGCGGCCUCUCCAGCGACGAUGAGGGUGCCGACGACGCCGAGGAGCGCAAGACGGUGCGCAGCAGCGACGAGUCGUCGUCUUCGAGGCCCCGCACCAACGGUCGGGCCAACGGUCGGGCCAACGGUCGGGCCAACGGUCGGGCCAACGGUCGGGCCAACGGUCAGGGGUCGCACGUGUAA
Geosmithia morbida is the source of this 1572-nucleotide messenger RNA. RefSeq names its product Protein of unknown function (Ytp1). The coding region runs from base 1 to 1572 and encodes 523 amino acids. The record is from RefSeq and is a predicted model, not a curated record. Lineage: Eukaryota; Fungi; Ascomycota; Sordariomycetes; Hypocreales; Bionectriaceae. The transcript is spliced from 3 exons.